AUGCGUGCGGAUGAGCUUGAUAUACACACGCUCGAGGAAAUUUUCCAGGCAGAGAUGCCGAAGCCGGGCGAAAUCGUCACGGGCAUCGUCACCUCACUUGUGGAGUGGGGAGCUUUCGUUGAGCUGGAACGGAGUGGCUGGUCGGGCCUGAUCCACAUCUCUGAGCUCAGCGAUGUUUUCGUCGACAACAUCGAGGAUUACAUCCAGCCGGGCCAGCGUGUGGAGGCCCUCGUCAUCCAGCGACCCGGAGACCGACUGGACAGGCUGAGCUUGUCGGUCCGGAGGCUCAAGGACUUGAAGAAGUACGAUCCCGAUGCUUUGGCUGCGGUGGGCCCGCUGGCACCGAUGGCAAGGCCUAGUGUGGUGCGAGAGGAAGAGUUCAGCCAGCUACAGGAUCGGGUAGCCGCACUUGAAGCCAUCAUCGUGCAGAUGGGGCACGGUCAGGCGCUGCGGAAUGAGCGCUACACUUCUAGCAAAUCGAGUCGAAAGUCAGUAGUGGCUCCUUUGGACGACAUGCUCGAAGAGGUCGAGGAGGUGCAGCCACAGGCUGUUGUGCAGGAGAAAGCCACGAUCGACGAAAUUCUCAAUUCCAUUCUUGCUGGCAGCAAUGACUUGGAAGAGGACGAGGACCUGCCCUCCGAGAUGGUUGAUAACAAUGCGGCGAAAAAAAUCCUGCAUGGUUGUCGUGGUGAGGUGCACCUCAUUUCCUUUGACAAUGUGGUGUCAUCACUUCCGCUGGAGCCGGAUGCUGUUGCAGUUGCCAUCCGCCCACUCCUCCAUCACAUGCAGGAGGCGGGAUCGGCUGAGCUUCCAGAUGCCUGGGCGGCUUUUAAUGCCGCGACCGAGAUAUUGACCAGCCUCACUGCCUGGGAAGACUGGGGUGGCGAGGCCUUGGCUGAGACGCUGCACGCUGCUGCAGCACAAGUCCUGUCGGCUCGUUCGGAUGUCUUGGCAGACGUGUUGGACAUGCACCUCUCUCGACUUGCACGAUUUCGCACCGACCCAGAUGCCUGUCCCUUUGACCAACAGCUCAUGACCUGGCAGAUGCUUGCGCAAGCGCCACCAGCCAGCCUGACCCUUUUCAGAAGCUUUCAGGACGACUCCCUCCAAGCGCAUCAGCGAAGCUGUGUCGAAACGUUGGAGGGCUUGGCCCAUGGAGCGCCGGCUGAGGUCUGGGCAUACAGGCUUGCACAUUGCGUGGAUGUCGAGGCAGCCAUUGACCGGUGCUCCCCAAAUGGCUCGGCCCUUGCAGCCUCAUGUGCUGCUACGUGGCUCAGUCGCAGUCUUCCGCUACUCCCGUGGAUCCUUGCAUAUCUGAUCUCACCGACCAAAGAGUUGGAUCUGGCGGCUUUGCGUCGUCUCCGCAAAGCCCUCGAGGUCUGCGAAGACAGCCAGGCCUUGGUACAGAUGCGAGACGCCCUGGUUAAUGCCUGCACGCUCUUGUGCCGCACCGCUCUGCUCCAAAAGGAGCCAGUGUCUUGGCUAACGUCCCUUUUGCUGGUCAUGCAUGAGGCAUGCCAGGUGCUGCUGCCUGACAUCACACCCGGCGCUUUGGCUGCGUCAUUGGCAGUAGCGCUCGCCCCAGCGCUCAACGACCCGGGCGCGCAACCUGAGCUCGCUCCCUGGGAGGCGGUGCUUGGAACGCCAUCCGAAGCCCUGAACCUGCAGCUCCUGCACACUCCGAGCACUGACGCCGCUGCACCUCUACGCCCUGAGCAGCUCGCCGAGUCUAUUGCCAGGGCUCUGCACGGCGAGGCGGAGGUGCCCUUGGCCCCAGGUCCAGGUUGGCCUGGCCGGAUCGGGCCUCUGCUGCUGCUCUUCCGGCUUCUGCCCGACGCAGGUGGUUGCCCAUUGCUCUGGCAAGCACGCCUCAUUUCACUUCGCGCCAUCAGGGGCUUCUGCCAGCACGAUUCGGAGGAGCGGCUCUCACAUCGCCUCCUGGACUUCUUCCGCAACGAGUGCGGCCAUGGGCACCUUUGGCUUCGCCACGCCGCAGAGUUCCUCUCGCCGUCGAACGACGCAAACGGAGGACACGACGGAGGGAAGACCGGGGCAUCGGUGGCUGAGAUCCUGCAAAGCGGUUCAAGCGGGAACAGCAUCGAACAGUUCAAAGCAACUGCAGUGAGCACAGCGGCUGCCUCGAGCCUGGGCUUCAACUCGAUCUCCGAGCUCUCCGAGCUGUCGCUUUCGUCAGUGCCAGAGUUCUUCUCCGCAUCCAUUCCUGUGUCGGCCUUGCAAAGUCGCUGGGCCGAAGCCUAUUUGACGAGAUAUCCUCACAGGAAGCUUUCCUGGCGCCUCUGGGGUGCAGCACAGGUCUUAUGGAGGCAUUCGCUUGGGCACACCCUGCUCAAAACAACCGAGUUGCAAGCACACAUUUUGCUGGCAAGUAGUCGCGAUGGCUUCGAUGCCUUCUCCCGGAAGGACUUUGAGCAGGCAGCGCUCACUUGGUCAGGAGUCGCAGCCGACAAACGUCUCAGCCAGGAUUCGAUGCCACAACCUUCGCCACUAGAGGCCUGGUGCGAGGCACUGGCACAGCUCACGGAGCCAAAUGGGCCUUUGGAGGAGACGGAGACGGGCUCUGUGCGAGUGCGGCCAAGUUGCGACCGCUCCGAGAUGGACCUCACAGACGUGCCAACCUUUCGCACCGAGGGCCCGCAGGAGUCCCCGAGCCCGUCUCGGGAUGCCAGAGCACCGAUCAUUGAUGCAGCGUUGGUUCGAAUAUUGAAGCGUUUCCACGUCCUCUCCACCGAUGAAGUUCUUUCGAAGCUCGCGACAUAUCCCGAGAGCCUUGCUUUGCUGGACAAGCCAAGCGUGCCCAGCACAGCCUUCUCGACAGCCAGGCUGGCAGCCCAGGACACCGCUGAGAUCUUUGGGCGCCUCUCCUCACUUUGCGAUCGCGGCAUCCUCCGGAUGGAGCGUGCCGACGGUGCGGCAGCAGGGCAGAUCGACAAGACGACGCGCGUGUUCUUCGAAGAUUGA
Messenger RNA from Symbiodinium natans, 2979 nucleotides. The record is from the annotation of a GenBank genome assembly. NCBI's taxonomy places the organism in Eukaryota, Dinophyceae, Suessiales, Symbiodiniaceae.